UUUGGGGGGUUUUUUUGUGAGGACUUGUAUUAUACUUCUUUACCCUUCUUUUUUUGUCGUCCCCUCUCCCCGCCCACACUUGAGGGCAUGGGGGCAGAUUACGCUGCAUGUUCUUAGAUUCUUUUUAAUCACCUGGACACUAAAGGAAAUACAGAGUUCCUGCCAUGUCCACUAGGUGUGCCCUUGGGAAAGUGCCCAGGCAGCCCUCCCUACUCCAGCCCUAAGAACAUCUGAGAGUGGGCAUCCCAGGAACAUAGAAAAGAGAAUAAAAUUCAGACAUCAUAAUUAUAGGCUAUUAAGGGUGCUAAAGUAGGAGUUUUUAAUUGACUAAAGAGAUACCAUUCUCUACAUUUCUUGCUAACUUAGAAAAUAAACCUUCAUGCACAUAAAUGUAGCCAGUUUGGCCCAUGGGUUCCGAAAACUGGGCACCUAUAAACUGGUCAUUUUCACUUUGUACACACAUAGGCAGCAUCCUAGUAGGCCUGGUAUCAAAAACAUUUACAAGUCUGAGUAUAGCAGCAGCAGAAAGAUGAGACAGCCACAGAAUCCCUGUUCUCAGGCCUCCCUACGUGGUAAUGGUGUGUGCUCGAGGAAUCACCAACAAAGACUGGUCUGUGUGGAUAGAUACUCUGUCCCAGCUCCCAGAUAGCCAGGUCCCUUGGCUGCCUUGGGCCACAGUUCUGAAGUCCUUUUCUAACAGGAAAUGGUGCAGGAAGUGGAUGGUGCCCCGAAAACAUUUCUGCAUUCCCAUUUGUCACAUGGUCAGGUUCUUUCCUCUCCUGCCCAGGCACAUGAACAGGAGAGGAAAGUGCUGUAUUCGAUCUCGGUAACUUCAGAAAUCUCUUCAGCUCCCUAGAACAGAUUGGGCCGGCCUCCAUGUGUGGCCUCUCAGACUACCUGUCUUUAAAUCACUGGUUCCUCACUGCCAUAUACCCUCAAGGAGAACAGACUACUUCACUGGGCCUCAAAGGCCUAUUUACAAGAACCCUUUCUCAAUCUCUAUACAUUUACUGACCUUGAGACACCUCAUAAUUUGUCGAUUCCCAGUUAACAGCAUUUUAAAAAAUCUAUUUUGCCAGUCAUCCUUGCUGUGGAGAUACUGCUUUGUAAAUCUGACCCUCUAAAAAAUAAGCGAUUUGAAUAGAAUGCCUGAUGUCUAUUGUCUCAUAUACCAUAUUUGACCUUCAAUCGUUGAGUCGGAUGAGUAAGCUGUUAGCCCCUAGUCAGGAAGUUACCCAAGCAUGGACACAGUAAUUUUGAAGCUACAGGCUGGACCCUGAAUUGAGCCCUCCUGAAUGGGAAUGUUGCCUGACUCACAUCAAAGAGCCUUAGAAGAGAAAAGCAUUUUCACAGUGCAUGCACCUGGGCUGCUGCAGACACUCUGGCCGACUCGUAGAUGCCUUCUGACCAGCUCUUCCAGGGACCUAGUGCCUGCUUGGUGAGGCCCUGACUCCUAACUUCUUGGCACUUGGCUUUUCUUCCCUGGGGAGACCGAAAUGAGUCGUGAUUACCAUUGCAGAUAAAAUUAAGUGGCAUAUAUUCUUAAGGCUGGCCCUGGCACAUACUAAGGUGACAUCAGACAAAUUAAGUCUCUCCCAAUACCUCUGUAGCCGCCUCUGCAAACCAGGGAUCAGUGCUUGCGUCAUAGCUGUCAUGAUGCAUGUGCAGCGCUCCAUCCACAGUACAGUUGCAAGUGUGUUCAGUGCUCCCAGACGAGAGUGCUGCCCAGGAAGUCUGCUUAUAGAGUACUUUGCCUGGGAUUCAUUCUCCCAAAAUGAACACUUAACCUAAAAGCACAGGUAUUUAGUUAUUUAAUCAGAUGUUUACUAAACCUGAGUACAAUUAAAAUCCCUGUUAACAUUCUAUAAUAUACAGUCAAAUACUGGACUAGUUGCCAUUUCUCUAGAGGCCACAUAGACAUUGAAAUGACUUAUCCAAAAGCUCUGCCCUCUCCUCCUUCCCCCACUACCCCCACUUGUCCUUCCUGAAAGUGAAACCAGUUCUGGGCAGUGUCCCAUGGGUAACCUAUUCUCGUAGAGUGCGCCAACUUGCCACCAGGUGGUGCUGUUGUAUAAAAGAAAAGUUGACACAUGGCUUGUUCUUAGCUCAGUGGAAGAUGGUCAGUGUGAGUUGCAUCAGAAGUCAAGGUAUCUACCUUCACAAGGACUUUCUGAGGGCACUUCUUGGCCUUAUUUUUAGUUAAAUGAAGCCUUUUGAAUUUUUGAAACCAAAGAGCUAGAACAUGAAAAACAGAAACUCUUACAGAAUCCCUUCAUUAAAAAACAAACAAACAGAAUGUCCUUGAGAAAAAGCAAGUAGGCAUAAUAGUUAAAUGCAUGGGUGCUGCAGGGCGCAUGUCUUACCUGGCUCUGACGUGCUAACACUCUGGCCUUGUGCACAUUUAUAAAGACUGUUAACUCCGUGUACUGUGAUAUGGCUCCCUUUUGGGUGAUCUGAGGCCACCUUAGCUCGCUGUGCAACAUCAAUACCAGAACUGAAAACUCAGUGGUCAGUGGGAGACUCAAAUGAGCCCCUGGGUCUGAUGAGGACCUGGCACAGUGAUUGCCAUUUGCUGUGGUUACUCCUAUCCUAAAUAUCUUUCUCUCUCCUUUCUCAUUCUACAGUUUGUGGCCAGUUGCUUUUUAAAGACAGAAAGCUCAUGGUACAAAUUGUUGUUUCCAGUGCUGGGGCUGGAGGCCUGGCAGAAUGGGUGCUGAUGGAGCUACAGGGGGAGAUCGAGGCUCGCUACAGCACCGGAUUAGCUGGAAACCUCCUGGGAGACCUACAUUACACCACUGAGGGAGUCCCUGUGCUGAUCGUGGGGCAUCAUAUCCUGUAUGGGAAAAUCAUCCACCUGGAGAAACCUUUUGCCGUCCUUAUCAAACACACGCCUGGAGAACAGGACUGCAAUGAGCUCAGCUGCGAGACUAGCACCCAGUACCUCGUGACAGCACUCAUCAAAAACAAGAUCCUUUUCAAAACCCGCCCCAAGCCCAUUAUCACCAGCGUCCCUAAGAAAGUAUGA
Molecule: messenger RNA, 3025 nt
Organism: Echinops telfairi (small Madagascar hedgehog)
Lineage: Eukaryota; Metazoa; Chordata; Mammalia; Afrosoricida; Tenrecidae
Gene: CHTF8
Product: chromosome transmission fidelity factor 8
Exons: 3
Coding region: 2660-3025 (121 amino acids)
Biological process (GO): mitotic sister chromatid cohesion
Cellular component (GO): Ctf18 RFC-like complex
Source: RefSeq, a predicted model, not a curated record